UUCAUUUAUAUUUCUCCCUACAAAUAAAAUCAAAUUAGUGCUGCUGCUGCUUCUUCUUCUUCUUCCAAUUAAUUACUUGAAUGUUGAUAGGAGUGAUCUGAAGAAACAAUUAAAGCUAUAUAUGGAAUUCACUUUGCUUGAUACUUGCUUAGAUUUGAAUUUGAAUUCUACAACGUCUUUUCAUGAACUACCAAUUAAACAACAACAAGUAAUUGGAUUGGGAGGAGAUGACAUGCCACCAAGUAAUGAGGUAGCAGAUGAUUUGGCAGAGGAAAUAAAGAGAUUGAGUGAUGAAAACAAGAAACUAAGAGAGAUGCUGAGUGUGAUGUGUGACAACUAUAAUACUUUAAGAAAGCAGUACAUGAACAAUUGUAGUACUAAUUAUGGAACGUCAAGGAAAAGAAAAGCUGAAAAUUCGGAAUUAUUGGAUGCUCAUUUUCAUGGAAUUAUAAAUUUAGAAUCAAGUGAUGAAGAACCUUCAUGUAAUCAUCAACACAAUCAAUCGAGGAAUAAUAACUCUACGUCGCUUUAUGUUAGGACUACCCAAACAUCUCACCAUACAAAUCUCAUAGUGAAGGAUGGAUAUGAAUGGCGCAAAUACGGUCAGAAAGUAACGAGAGACAACCCGUAUCCCAGAGCUUACUACAAGUGCUCUUUUGCUCCUACUUGCCCCGUCAAGAAAAAGGUGCAAAGAAGUGUUGAUGAUGAGUCCAUUAUAGUAGCAACAUAUGAAGGAGAGCAUAACCAUUCAAAAGUAGUACGAGAGGCUGGUGAGGGCUCUUCUGAUCUCAAUCUUAUAACAAGUGAUCAACCAAAAAUAUUAUUAGUGAAUGGAAACAGAACAAGUAGUACUGCAAUUGGUCAUAGUCACAAGCAACCAGAGUUUCACAAGUUGUUGAUUGACCAAAUGGCUUCAUCCUUAACCAGAGAUGCCAAAUUUAAAGAUGUCCUUGCUGCUGCCCUUUCACAAAAAACUAACCUUCCACACAAAUAGAAGGUAUUUGUGUUACGUAAUUGGCUAGACAAUUAUUCAAUAUUAGAAGGCUCAAGAGAACACAACCAACUAGUCGUACAAAGUUAAAGUGGGUUAAAGCCCCCACAUUAAUUGAAGAAUGGACCGGUUGUCUAUUUAUAUAUGAACUUGGACAAUUCUUCCUCGUGAGCUGAAGUCUUUUUGUUUUUAUGUUACGAAAUGCAAGUGUAUCUUUGUCCUGUAAUUUUCAAGUUCACCACAAGCCUAAAGGCUGACCAAAGAGAUGUGAAAACAUUUCUACAUAUAUAUACAUAGCCUUCAUUUAAUUCUGUUAAGUAUUAAAAUCAAUAACACGUACGCUGCCCUUAUAGUUUCUUAAUUAAUGUUAAGAAAUUAA
Solanum dulcamara is the source of this 1370-nucleotide messenger RNA. Its product is annotated as probable WRKY transcription factor 40. Lineage: Eukaryota; Viridiplantae; Streptophyta; Magnoliopsida; Solanales; Solanaceae. Gene Ontology annotation, molecular function: DNA-binding transcription factor activity; sequence-specific DNA binding. The transcript is spliced from 5 exons. Gene Ontology annotation, biological process: regulation of DNA-templated transcription. Bases 122 to 994 code for a protein of 290 amino acids. The record is from RefSeq and is a predicted model, not a curated record.